AACCUCGUUCAUCUCCCCGGAGCUCCGCCCGAGGAGGAGGAGGAGGAGCUGGAAGAAGAAUGUCAUCCUCUGGCGGCGGCGCCCGCCUCGCCGAAUUCUUCUUCUGCUUCUUCUUCUUUUCCACCCUGAUUAUUCCCCAUGGCCGAAACAGAGCUCUCGCUCAGGACUACGAGGACCAGCAACAGGACGCCGGCUACCACCCCAAGGAAGAAGGCGCCUGCAACGGCGUCUUCCUGACGUACACUUUCGAAGGGAGGUCGAGAGAGUUCCCGCACGUGAAGAACGCGUCGGCGCAGGCGUACGCGUUCCGGGCGUCGGCGACGGUGCUGAACGCUAUGGCGGAGGACCUGAACACGUGGAAGAUGUUCAUCGGAUUCCAGCACGACGAGAUCCUGGUGUCGGCGUCCGGCGCCGUGAUCAUCGACGGCACCGAUUUCCCCGCGAGGGUGGGCAACGGUACCACGUUCGCAGGGUUCCCGCAGACCGACCUCCUCUCGGCGAUCGAGACCGCGGGGGACAUGAACCAGAUCAGCGUAACGGUGGACAUGACGGGGACGCAGUUCGGCGUGAAGCCGCCGGCGAUCCCCAUGCCCAAGACGAUCAAGUUGCUCAACGACGGCUUCGAUUGCCCCAACCCCACUCGAAAAGGGGGGCACAUGCACUUGUGCUGCGUGAAGAGCAAGAAGCACAAGAAGGCGGCGAGCGCCGCCGCCGCCAAGUUCCUUCCGCGCAUGUACGGCGACCUGACGAUCGCCUACGACGUGCUCCAGGCGUACCAGACCAACUACAUGGCGCAGGUGACGAUCGACGUGAACAGCCCCAUGGGCCGCCUCGACAACUGGAACCUCACCUGGGAGUGGAAGCGCGGCGAGUUCAUCUACAACCUCAAGGGCGCCUACACCCUCAAGCACGACUACUCCGACUGCAUCUACUCCGAAGCCGCCAAGUUCUACCGCGACUUCGACUUCAGCCCCGUCGCCUCCUGCGAGCGCCGCCCCACCAUCGUCGACCUCCCGCCGGAGCGCGCCAACGACCCCCAGAUCGGCCGCAUCCCCUUCUGCUGCAAGAACGGCACCCUCCUUCCCUCCACCGUCGACGCCUCCAAGUCCAAGGCCAUCUUCCAGCUGCUCGUCUACAAGUUGCCGCCGGACAACAACCGGACGGCUCUGUUUCCUCCCCAAAACUUCAAGAUCAACGGCUUCCUCAACCCGGAGUACCGGUGCGGGCCCCCGAUCCGCGUCAGCCCCAUGGAGUUCCCCGACCCCUCCGGCCUCAUGGACAAGUCCUACGCCAUGGUGAGCUGGCAGGUGGCCUGCAACAUCUCGCGGCCCAAGGCCAAGGCGGCGCAGUGCUGCGUCACCUUCUCUGCUUUCUACAACGACUCCGUCGUCCCCUGCGGCGCCUGCGCCUGCGGCUGCCCUGACGACGCGACCUGCAGCCGCCACGCGCCGUCUCUGCUCCUCCCCCCGGAGGCGCUGCUGCUGCCGCCCGAGAACCGCACGGCCAAGGCCAAGGCGUGGGCCCACAUCAAGCACUGGCGCAUGCCCAAGCAGCUGCCCUGCUGGGACAACUGCGGCCUGAGCAUCAACUGGCACCUCAUGUCCGACUACCGCACCGGCUGGACGGCGCGCAUCACCCUCUUCAACUGGCGCGACUACACCUACAAGGACUGGUUCGCCGCCAUCCGCAUCCCCAAGGCCUACAAGGGCUACGACAAGGUCUACUCCUUCAACGGCACCAAGCUGCCGCACCUCGACGACACCAUCUUCAUGCGCGGCUUGCCCUUCAUGAACUACUUGCUGCCGGAGACCGACGGCAAGACCUCCGGAGAUCCGAGAGUGCCCGGGAAGCAGCAGUCCGUCAUCUCGUUCACCAAGAAGCACACGCCGGGGAUUCAAGUCCUCCGCGGGGACGGCUUCCCGACGAGGGUGUUCUUCGACGGCGUCGAGUGCGCGAUGCCGGACACGAUCCCCAUCCGAUCGGCCGCCACCCGUGUUGGCGCCACGGCCGCAGCGGCGGCCGUGGCGGCGCUCGCCUUGAUACUCAGCUGAGGCCUCUGUUCAGUUCGAUCAAAACCAUGCAAUUGUUCUUGAAAUUUCUGUGUGUGUUUUUUUUAUAAUUCAAGUGUUCGAAUUUGAAGUAUAAAUUAUGAUUGGCUAUUAGAAUAUUCGU
This is a messenger RNA of Zingiber officinale, 2172 nucleotides long. RefSeq names its product COBRA-like protein 10. Gene Ontology annotation, cellular component: membrane. NCBI's taxonomy places the organism in Eukaryota, Viridiplantae, Streptophyta, Magnoliopsida, Zingiberales, Zingiberaceae. The transcript is spliced from 2 exons. Bases 60 to 2051 code for a protein of 663 amino acids. The record is from RefSeq and is a predicted model, not a curated record. Gene Ontology annotation, biological process: cellulose microfibril organization.